Messenger RNA from Cynocephalus volans (Philippine flying lemur), 441 nucleotides. RefSeq names its product transmembrane protein 107 (gene TMEM107). Gene Ontology annotation, biological process: protein localization to ciliary transition zone; non-motile cilium assembly. Gene Ontology annotation, cellular component: MKS complex. Lineage: Eukaryota; Metazoa; Chordata; Mammalia; Dermoptera; Cynocephalidae. The transcript is spliced from 5 exons. The record is from RefSeq and is a predicted model, not a curated record. Bases 1 to 441 code for a protein of 146 amino acids.
AUGGGACGGGUCUCGGGGCUCGUGCCCUCUCGCUUCCUGACGCUCCUGGCGCAUCUGGUGGUCGUCAUUACCUUAUUCUGGUCCCGGGACAGCAACAUCCAGGCCUGCCUGCCUCUCAAGUUCACCCCCGAGGAGUAUGAGAAGCAGGACAUUCAUCCCUUUUCUCUCUGCAGGCUGGUGGCAGCUCUCUCUGUCACCCUGGGCCUCUUUGCAGUGGAGCUGGCUGGUUUCCUCUCAGGAGUUUCCAUGUUCAACAGCACGCAGAGCCUCAUCUCCAUUGGGGCUCACUGUAGUGCAUCCGUGGCCCUGUCCUUCUUCAUUUUUGAGCGUUGGGAGUGCACCACGUACUGGUACAUUUUUGUCUUCUGCAGCGCCCUCCCAGCUGUCACUGAAAUGGCAUUAUUCGUCUCCGUCUGUGGGCUGAAAAAGAAACCCUUCUGA